CACGUCCUCCAGAUCCUCAACGAGGCCCGUAUGGUGUGUGACCACAUCACUAGAAAAGACCUGCUGGGCAAGUUGUACAAUGACAUUGGCCUGAGCUAUGCCCAGCUGAAGGUCUUCUCCCUGGCGGUGGAGUGUUUCCAGAAGGCCUUGUUGUUCUGCCAGGAGGAAGACGUGGACAGAACCAAGGAGGCGGUGGUGUUGCAGAACCUGGGUGCCGCAUACAACACCCUGGAGCAGUUCGAGGAAGGAUUGGACUACCACAGGAGGGCCGCAUCUCUACACAGCGCGAUCGGCAACCGCAGAGCUCAAGGACAAUGUUUUGGCAACCUGGCGUACGCCAUGAGCCAGCUCAGCGACCACGAGGCGGCGGCAGAGAAUUACCUCCACUCCCUGCAAGCGUUUAAAGAUUCAGAUGAUGUCCAUGGUCAGUGGCAGGCAUGUGAAGGACUCGGAGCAGCUAAGUUCGGUGUUGUGGGCGAUGCGGAGAAGGCCGUCCUGUACUACAAGCAGGCCCUGGCCUUAGUCUCCAGAGCCAAGGAAGCCUCCAAUGACGCACAGGAGAGAAUCGUGAACAAGCUGACCGAUGCGCUCCAGUACAGACUGUCCAUCAACAGGCACCCCAUUCAGGGCGGAGUCCUACCACCACCGCCUGUGCCACUGAGAGGACCCACUGGCCAGAUUCUCCGGGGGAACUCCAUAAGGCGGUCUACGAGGACUAACCACGAAUACGCCAACAUAACGCAGAUGUUUCCUCCUCAGGAGAUCCGACCGACUUGGAGGAAAUCUCAGCAUGUAUCUCGUUCUGCUCAACCGGCGGAAGAACUGUAUGCAACUAUGAAGACCAGAGAGACUACAAGACUCAACGGGCAGCCAUCUUUGAAGAGUAAGGUGUCAGACAUUGGAGGAGAGGAGGAGGAGCCCGACACCCUCACAGUGGUCGCUAAUGAGUUUUCCGAAGACUGCGAACAGUCGGACGCGGCCUGCGCCAGGAAUUAUCCGCAUGCCAACAGCAAUCUGAAUAACACCUACCUGCAGCCAGACCCUGUCUACCAGAACUGCACGAUGAAGAGCACCACCAAAAGUAUACAUGAUUAUGAAACUCUCAAGCUGAAGACUUUAGAAACAAACAGGAGGGUGAGUGAGCCCCCCGGCUGCCUUCACAUACCCAGGGUGGACGGUCAAGAACCCUCCAGAAGAUUGAGAUUUCAGUCCCGGAUGUGUCACAUCAUGUGA
Staurois parvus is the source of this 1233-nucleotide messenger RNA. Lineage: Eukaryota; Metazoa; Chordata; Amphibia; Anura; Ranidae. The record is from the annotation of a GenBank genome assembly.